Molecule: messenger RNA, 2402 nt
Organism: Sinocyclocheilus anshuiensis
Lineage: Eukaryota; Metazoa; Chordata; Actinopteri; Cypriniformes; Cyprinidae
Product: tumor protein D54-like
Exons: 9
Coding region: 295-966 (223 amino acids)
Cellular component (GO): cytoplasm
Source: RefSeq, a predicted model, not a curated record
UUACAUGCUUUUCUUAAGCACUGAUCUGCUAGAUUGUCCUAAAACAGUCUGGGCGACUGUGUUUUUCUCAGCUGUUUUGUUGACGUCAUCUCAGCGCGCCGGAAAGAAAGCGCACUUGGGCAGCUCUUCAAGCUGAGCUGGCUGAUCGCUCGGCAUCUUCUGCUGGCUUGUCAAGCGUUUUGGGAUGUUUUGAUAGUAACCAGAGGGAAGACACGUAUUUACGCAUCGCAGAGCUUUUUUUCCUCUGAAUUACGUAACUGUCAAGACAACAUUUUGAAGAUCUAAACCGACGACAUGGAUUCCGCCAAUCAAGACAUCAAUCUGAACUCUCCACAUAAAGGCCUGGGCUGUGACUCUCUCUCAGACAUGCCUGAAGAGAGGGGGGCGGCUGCUGUGAGUCCAGGGACUCUCCCUCCGGGUCUGACAGAGGAGGAGGCCGAGGAACUGAGACUGGAGCUCACCAAGGUUGAGGAGGAGAUCCACACCUUGAGGCAGGUGCUGUCGGCUAAAGAGCACCAUGCAUCGGAGCUGAAGCGUAAACUGGGCCUGAGCCCCCUGACCGAGUUCAAACAGAACAUCACCAAAAGCUGGCAGGACGUCCAGACCUCAAACGCAUAUCUUUCAGCUUCUGCCACUCUGGAUGACAUUUCCAGCUCUGAAGUGUAUAAAAAGACUCAGGAAACGCUGUCUCAGGCUGGACAGAAGACCUCAGCCGCCCUCUCCACCGUUGGCACGGCCAUCAGCAGGAAACUGGGUGACAUGAGAGCUCUUCCUUUCUCUAACUCCUUUGGUAGCAACUACUCCAUUCGCCAUUCAAUAAGUAUGCCAACUAUGAGGAACUCUCCAACCUUCAAAUCAUUUGAGGACAAAGUUGGAAACAUCAAGUAUAAGGUGGUUGGAGGGAAAGCCAAUGGUGAAAGUGCCCACUCUCCGAACGAGUCAAACCAGGACAACGCUCCGUUCUGAGAGCCCACCCUCUUGAUUUAAACACUCAUCUCAUUCUUUGUGAAUCCUGACUACACCUACACUUCCGUUCUCCUAGUUCCCCCAUUCUCUCUGAAUUCUUUCAUCCCUCCUUCCUCUGUCUCCUUUGAUACCCCUUCACCUACUGCUAGCAUGUGCUUGCUCAUCUCACUGAAAACACACACGUAGUACAGAUUCUGUGACAUGAAAUCAUCACAGGUUGUACAAAAGAAGACAAAUGAUGAAUCAUUUUGUAUUAGAAACUAUUUUACACUGCUUUGCAUAAUGUUUUUACAUAACUUUUAUCUAUAUAUGACUAUAAUGGAAUACAAAUAACUAUAUUUAAACAGUACUGCCAAGCAGCAUUCAUCAGUCGGCAGAGGGGUAUAAAAUACACAAAGAAGAAACAUUUAAAUCUCAAGGGGGGUGGAUUUUAGACCAAUAAAGAAAAGAAACUUGCUGCUGGUUUCUAUGCUGCUGAGCAUUCAGUUGUUAUUUUUGACUCUCAGUACAAUGUGAAGCUGUACACCUGGUGAAUGUCUGACCCUCUCAGUCGGCCUUACACUCGCACUCUCUAUUGCUUUGUUGGUCUGUUGCUGGUGAAAACAUGUUACCCUAAAUUGUUUUUUGCUUUAUCUUUUUUUUAACCUUUGCUUUUUCUUGCUCUUGUUCAGUUAUUUUUUUUCAUUGAUGGGAAUGUUUUAUUUAUGCUGUGUUUGUCGGGAGUCACUUGCCUUUGCUUUGUGCCAUGCUGUGUGUACCAGAUGCCAUAGACUUUUUGCUGUCAGAAUGUUUCACACACAAACUAUCACCAAACUAUCACAUCACAAAGAUCACGGUUCAAUUUUAAGAAAUAAAAAAGAAGUUACUCUCAUGUGCACUAACCCAAAAUGCCAAAUGGCGAGUAGGUCCUGCUAAGUAAGUUGAAUUUCUUUUGUUAGUGGCAUUUCAUUAUUAGUAAAUGUAAUCUCUUAUUUUGCUUCAUUUUUAUCUGUUCUAUCCUACUAUUUCAUUCACUUACAUGGGUGUCAGUGGGUGGCCUUGUUUCAGUAUAUUACAAGAUGAUUACAUGCCUCAUUGUUUGAGAUGCAAGGUACUGAUGCAGAUGAUGAGAUGCCAACUUCAUGUGACUUUCUACUGGAAUCCAUGUGUAAAAUGCCAUAGAAUUAUGUGGAGACACCUGUAGUUCUGCAAACGGUGAAAAGAUGACAAAAGAUCAUGAACAUUCAGAGGGAAAGGACUUUUUUAUUAUUCUUUUGAGUAGUCUUUUUGGGGAGGUUGUUUACUUAACAGGCACCAUAUAGCUUUAAAUUAGAGAUCUCAGCCUAGCUGUUCAGAUUUAAAUGCUCAGAUUGUUUUCUUUAACAACAACAGUGGUGUUAUUCUUCAUUUAUUUUUGUCAGUUGUUUCUAUAUCAAUAAAGCAUUCGUUCAAAUGGC